GAGCGCGUGCAAUUCAGACUGCUCCCGGAGCAGGAGCCUCCACGUCUGAUCACGAGCCUUGGUUAUCCAAUCACAGCAAGCCACCGGGUGUUUCCAAACAACAUCCCCUUUCACAGAACUACAGGCUGUGUAGCUAGCUACUUACUUCCUCAUCAUCUCAACUAAAAAGUUGUCGGCUGAAUAAAUUAAUUCCUACUUUGUUUAUCUGACAUUUUAGCUAGAUGAUUAGAUGCUGUAGUUACUUACUCCAUUUAUAUUACAACUAAGAGGUCGCGUUGGAGAGGUCACAAGAAAACAAAAAUGGACAACAGUGGUUUUCCUAACGUUAGACAAAAGACAAUCACUCUUGUGAUAAAAACACCGAAUCAAGCCCACGGGGAUCAGACGAUUGAAGGAGUUGACACGGACUGGACAGUGAAAGAGUUGAAGACUCAUUUAUCGAGGGUGUACCCAAAUAACCCGACUGAAAGUGAUCAGAGACUUAUUUACUCUGGCAAGCUGCUCCCAGACCAACUGCAUGUCAGAGAUAUUUUCAGAAAGACGGACCUAACACCCACUGUGCACCUGGUGUGUGCAGUCAGAACUCAGCCCAGAGGUCCACUAGGAGCAAGACCAAAGGUCAGAGAGCCAGAACCACAACCGUCUGCCAUGCCAACCAGACAGAACCCAGAGGGUGCCACCCCAGCCCCAUCUGUGCCCACUGAACCAGAGCUGAGACAACGCAGGUACACUUCCACCUCUCCCGCCCCACCCGCAUGGCCUGGCACUACAACGCCAGGGGCAGCAGAGAUAACCAACCCAACCUUCCCCACCUACUCCCUCUACAGCCCUCAACAGCUGCUCUGGCUGCAGCACAUGUAUGCUCGCCAAUAUUACAUGCAGUACCAUGCAGCCUAUGCAGCAGCAGCUUCUGCCCCCUUUGCCCCAGCCACAGGCCCAUCCCUGCCUGCUGCUCCCCACCAAGCCGCUGUCCCAGCACCCCUGCCCAAUCAGGCCCCCAUUGACAACCUGCCAGCCAAUCAGAAUGCGCAGGACGGCGCCUUUAUCAACCCGGGAGCAGCCAAUCAGAACCUGCGGAUGAAUGCCCAAGGCGGGCCUGUGAUGGAGGAUGAGGAGGAAAUGGAUCGUGAUUGGCUGGACUGGGUGUACACAGCUGCCCGCCUGGGAGUGUUUCUCAGUAUUGUCUACUUCUACUCCAGCCUGAGCCGCUUCGCCCUUGUCAUGAGCAGCCUGCUCCUUAUGUACCUGCACACAGCAGGCUGGUUCCCCUUCAGACAAAGGCCCCUGGUCAGAGGUCCAAACAACCAGGUCCCUGAGGUCAUCCAGAACCAGGACAGGAACCCAGUGCCACCGGUGGAGGUCCCUGCAGGAGAAGAGGGGGCCGAGGCGGAGGUUGGACCUGAUGAACCACACCCCCUGACUGCAGUACCUGUGCCUCAACACAGGGUGUCCAUCGUUUGGAGUGCCUGGAUCUUCUUCAAAGCCUUCUUUGCCUCCCUCAUCCCAGAGGCCCCGGGAGUGGCUAACUGAAUAAUCGACUUUUCCAGCAGGGGGCACACUGGAACUGAAGUUACCCUCAGUAUCAGACCUGCCUCUCUGUCACGGGAAGUCCUCUCUCUGGCCUUCUGGAUGGAUGCCUGGAUGGAUGCCUGGACAUUUUGUGAGAAAUCAUGAAUGAUUAAAAGCGUCAAUGCAUACAAAGCCCUGGCUGUAGUCUGUUAAGGGUGUGUGUUUAGGGAUAUGAUGAUUCAUUCGGCGCUUCCUGCCUUAUGAUAGUGACCAAAUGGUUGUAUAUACAGUACAGUACAUACACCUCUCUCUGCCAAAUGGUUGUAAAUGCUGUAAAUGUUUAUUGGAACAAAACAUUUAAAUAUUAUUGUAUUGUCUGUACACAGCACUUUACAAAACUUAUCUUAUUAUUAGGGCUGGGACAAUACUAAUAUCGCAAUAUUGUUUCCAUUGCAAAAAUGUAAACACGAAGCAGAUCAAACUCUUUGCCCCUUUAAAAACCUUCUGUAUGUAAAAUAUUGUCUGCUAUAUCUUGGAAAAUAAAUACAUGUGAUACUGGAUGAGUAGUAAUGUACACUCAGUGGCCAGUUUAUUAGGGAACACCCAUCGCCCACCGGGUCUGACCCCUUUUGCCUCCAGAACAGCCUGAAUUCUCAGGGUCAUGGAUUCUACAAGGUGUGGCGUUCAAACAUUACUCAAUUGGUAUCAAUGGACCUGAUGUGUGCUAGGGAAACCAAUCCCCACACCAUUACACCACCGCCACCAGCCUGUACCGUUGACACGAGGCAGAAUAUCAACGUAGUCAGAUUCAUGUUGCUAAAUGCCAGAUUUUGACUUUGCCAUCAGCAUGACUCAACAGGAACCAAGAUUUGUCGGACCGGGCAAUGUUUUUCCACUCCUCAAUUGUUCAAUGUUGGUGAUCGCGUGCCCACUGGAGCCGCUUGUUGUUUUUAGCUGAUAGGAGUGGAAACCGGAUGGGCUGCAAAAUCCCAUCCGUGACAAGGACCGAGUUGUGCGUUCCGAAAUGCCGUUCUGUACACUACUUGUACUGUGCCAUUAUUUUCCAGUUUGUGGCCUGCCUCGUAGCUUGCACGAUUCUUGCCAUUCUCCUACGACCUCUCAUCAACGAGCUGUUUUCGCCAACAGACCUGCCCCUGACUGGAUGUUUUUUUUCCCGCACGGUUCUCAGUUAACCGAAGAUGACUCCGACGAUUAUACCAUGCUUAAAGUCACUUACGUUACUUGUUAUGCCCAUUCUAACGUUCAAUCGAACAGUAACUGAAUGCCUCGAUGCCCGUCUGCCUGCUUUAUAAAGCAAGCCACGGCCACGUGACUCACUGUCUGUAGGAGCAAACAAUUUGUGAACGGGUUGGUGUACCUAAUAAACUGGCCAGUGAUUGUAUGUUUCCAACAUACAUGGGGCUGUUUUCCGAAAUAGUUAAAUCCACUUUGUGUUUUGUUUCCUUGCCACGAUACUAACGAGUAUCGCAAUACUGGUAUUGUGCCGGCCAUACUUAUUAUGCAAACUUGCUUUAAUCUGGGUUAAAUUAUGAGAUGCUUAUAGUGCUGUAUGGUAAAAUAGUUUGUAUUGCUCUUGCUCAGAGAUGGAAGUGCUAUACAGGGUUGUGCAUGAGUAUUGAAUGUUUCUCUGGUUGUCUCAGAUGUGAAAUGGAAGGCAGUGUUAACAUAGUGUGGCUUUAAUUCAUUAGACUGGUUAAAGAUCUUCUGAAAGUUGAAUUAUGUUAAACACGGGAAUAUGCAGUUGUGUGGGGCUUAGGCCAGACUGUUUUUGCAAUUAAAAUGGAAUCAUGCAUAGUGACCUCGCUCCCUUGUUACACAAUGAGAAAAAUAUAUAUUGUGAUUCCUUUUGGAAUGCCUUUAACUGUACACAUACACUAAGUGUAAUUCCCCCCCUAGUACGUUCUAGUGUGAUUUAUCUUUUUGUUUUUUAUUUUGGUAAAACAGCUUUUUAAUGGAUGCUACUGUAUCAAGAAUAUUUUGUGGAGACUUGCAAUAAAUUUACUUAUUUAAAAGGAUU
Oncorhynchus mykiss (rainbow trout) is the source of this 3547-nucleotide messenger RNA. It is a transcript of the gene herpud1, whose product is annotated as homocysteine inducible ER protein with ubiquitin like domain 1. The record is from RefSeq and is a predicted model, not a curated record. Gene Ontology annotation, molecular function: transmembrane transporter binding. Gene Ontology annotation, biological process: endoplasmic reticulum unfolded protein response; ubiquitin-dependent protein catabolic process; regulation of ERAD pathway. Lineage: Eukaryota; Metazoa; Chordata; Actinopteri; Salmoniformes; Salmonidae. Gene Ontology annotation, cellular component: endoplasmic reticulum membrane.